AUUCCCUGACGUACAACGAUUUCACCUUACUGUCUCCUCCCACAGAAUCUUAGCCAAGUGUAAAGAUGGCGUCCAUCAUGGAGGGGCCGCUGAGCAAAUGGACUAACCUCAUGAAAGGUUGGCAGUAUCGUUGGUUUGUUUUGGAUUACAAUGCGGGCUUACUGUCAUACUAUACGUCUAAGGACAAGAUGAUGCGGGGCUCCCGAAGAGGCUGUGUGAGACUAAGGGGAGCUGUGAUAGGAAUCGACGAUGAAGACGACAGCACCUUCACCAUCACUGUAGACCAGAAGACUUUCCAUUUUCAAGCACGAGAUGCAGAUGAACGGGAGAAGUGGAUCAAUGCCUUAGAAGGGACUAUUCUACGACACACUCUACAAUUGCGGGAGGCAGAGACAGGAUUUGUCCCGAGUGUCCAAGACUUCGAUAAGAAACUUGCUGAGGCUGAUGCAUACCUACAGAUUCUAAUUGAUCAGUUAAAGCUCUUCGAUGACAAAAUCAAGGACUGCAAAGAAGAUGAUUCACGCAGAAAAAUAGAAAAUUUGAAGGAAACCACGUGUAGUAUGGUAGAGUCCAUCAAGCACUGUAUUGUAUUGCUGCAGAUUGCCAAGGAUCAAAGUAACGAACAGCAACACGCAAACGGACUGAUAAGCACCAUCAACCCAGUGGAUGGAAUAUAUCAGCCUCCCCCGGAGAACUCUUUAGUCAACUUAGCCAUGCCAACACAGACCACACUCCCCACAGAUGGCUCCCAGAUUUGUAAAGGAGAGCAGCGGCCCUCCACUCUCCCAGUUGGGCCUGUGGUCACAGUGAUGGGCAGCCUGCAGACUCCGACUCCCAACAGCACAGGGAGUGGCCCCUCGGCCCCCAGCAGCAGUGUGCCCUCCCCCAGUCAUAUGACCAUCCCCUCGCACUCAGUUCCGGACUUUUCGUACUCGAGCAGCGAAGACGAGUUCUACGACGCGGAUGAGUUCUACCAGAACAGCACAUCUCCCAAACACUUACUAGACCCCUCAAGGGCCCCGACUGCGUUGUCUCACAGCGAGGGUGGAACGGUGCUGAAGCGACCCGACACCAACGAGUCCCUCGAUUCCUCCAUGUCCAAUGGGACCACCGAAGCAGAUCAAUUUGACAGCCAUGAUGAUGAGGCAGAGGAUCAGGGGGAGUCUGUUGAGGAGCAUAAGAGUGUCAUCAUGCACCUGCUGUCCCAGGUGAGACUGGGCAUGGACCUCACCAAGGUGGUCCUGCCCACAUUUAUCUUGGAGAGGAGGUCUUUGCUGGAGAUGUAUGCUGACUUUUUUGCACACCCCGAUUUGUUUGUCAGUAUCGCAGAUCAGCCGGAGCCCAAGGAACGUAUGGUACAGGUGGUGAAGUGGUACAUGUCCGCCUUCCACGCAGGGAGGAAAAGCUCCGUGGCCAAGAAGCCUUAUAACCCCAUCCUUGGAGAAGUCUUCUUCUGCCACUGGGACUUGCCUUCAGAGAGUGACGAGCAUCCCUCAACAGAGCCUUCAUUAGAGGGACCAGUGCCAUGGGCUCCAGCCAACAGUGUGUCUUUUGUAGCAGAGCAGGUCUCUCAUCAUCCCCCCAUUUCUGCAUUCUACGCCGAGUGUCUCAGCAAAAAGAUCCAGUUCAAUGCCCACAUUUGGACCAAGUCCAAGUUCUUAGGGAUGUCCAUUGGAGUACACAAUAUUGGCCAGGGCUGUGUCUCCUGUCUGGAACAUGAUGAACACUACAUACUCACUUUCCCCAAUGGAUAUGGCAGGUCCAUCCUGACUGUCCCAUGGGUGGAGCUGGGUGGAGAGUGUAACAUCAUCUGCUCCAAAACAGGCUACAGUGCCAGCAUUGUGUUCCACACCAAGCCCUUCUAUGGUGGCAAGAAGCACAGGAUCACUGCUGAGAUCUUUCCUCCCAAUGACAAGAAGUCAUUUUGUUCCAUUGAAGGAGAGUGGAAUGGCGUGAUGUAUGCCAAGUGGGCAUCUGGGGAAAACUCUUUAUUCAUUGACACCAAGAAAAUGGGCUGUAUCAAGAAGAAGGUGAGGAAAUUGGAGGAUCAGCUGGAGUACGAGUCUCGCAGUCUGUGGAAGGAUGUAACAGUCAGUCUGAAGGCGAGGGACAUCGAUGCGGCCACAGAGGCAAAGCACCGGCUGGAGGAGAAACAGAGGGCUGAGGCCAGGGAGCGCAAGGAGAACGAGAUGCAGUGGGAAACUAGGUUGUUCCACGAGGAUGGGGAGUGCUGGGUCUACGACGAGCCUCUACUGAAAAGAACAGGAUCACAGCGGCACUGAAGCCAGAGACAAAUCUCAGAGUCUUAAUAAGAACUCUUUUGCAAAACCACUUCGUAUCCAAGCCUUGGAAUGACUGAUGAUUGAACAUGUACACUGCUUUGCAUUUUAGAAGAUAAAGUUGAAUGAAAUCAAGAACAAAAAUCUUUGAUGUAAAAAAAUUAUUACUUGUUUAGCCAACGCUACGCCCAACACCUCUCCACCUCCCAAACAACUAAAAAAGGCAUUACAAAAACUAUUCCAAUGCUACACAAACAAGCCCUUCACAAUCUGACAGGAGGUUCCCUCAAGGUUCCUGUCCUUUUCCUUGGGGGGGAGGGUGUUUUGAUCGAACAAUCCUUGAAAAAAACACAGCGUUCUAUAUCUCAGGGAAACUGGUAACUGAGGAAUGAAAGCUGUACCUCCAGGAGUUCGACGAUGGCCUUAUGGUGGAUUCACAAGGGGGACAACUUGGCUUGCUCUACAACUAGCUACAGCUGUUUAUAUAUAGAUAAAUAUGAUGAAUAUAUAUGUAUAUAUUCUCUUAUUAUUUCCUCUCACUCUUUCUGGCAAUAGUACACAUUUGAAGAUACUCUAUGGUGACCCAUCUGGAAUCAUUCCAUUUCCCUUCUACAUUCAACAUUGCCUUUUCCCAGGUACUGACAUCCUUGUUUUUUCCUAACCAGUGUAUGUUUUUUUGUUGGUUUUUUGGCUCAAGAGGAAUAACCCAACAAGUGUACGUUUGCAAGACGGACAGAAGUGUGGAGCCAGUGAAGUGGGGUCAUCUCCAUGUUAUUUCCCUUUGCGGCAUUCAUGAACAAAUGUAUGACAAUUGGGUAACAUACUAAGGAGCUUUACUGAGAGUAGGUUUUGUUAAUUAAGUGCUGCUAGUGUGUUCAGGGUAUAAAAUGUACACCCAGGUUAGAUGAUGAUGAUGAUAUAUUGUUUAUUAGGUGUGCAUAAUGGUCUAAUGUGUGCAUUAUAAUUAAACAAUUCAGGCCAAUUCAGUGCAACAUUGUUUUAAAAAGCAGAUGCCUGGAUUUUAGUACCUAAAAGAUCUUCCUUUGAGCUUAAAAAACAUACGCUUGUGGAUUAUCUUUAGUGAGGUCAUUAUGUGCAAUGUUGUCAGAUCAGUUCAUUCUUGCCUAUGAUGUUUUAAGUCAGUUAGGCAAGGUUAUACAGAACAUGAAAUUGACAUUUUGGUCUGCACAAAGGUGUUGUCAACCAGUGACUGAAAUAAUUUGUAGAGAGAUAUAGAGCACACUCAACAUAUUUUUCUUUCUGAAGUAGGUAAAUAAUGCAUCUUCUAAUAUUAGAAUUUACAGAGGUUACAAACUCAAAAGCCAUUGUUUUCUUUCAUGUCAUGUGUUUGUACAUUCAUAUUAAAUUGAGGCCUUGCCAUACA
Esox lucius (northern pike) is the source of this 3663-nucleotide messenger RNA. RefSeq names its product oxysterol binding protein-like 9 (gene osbpl9). Gene Ontology annotation, molecular function: sterol binding. The transcript is spliced from 24 exons. The coding region runs from base 66 to 2282 and encodes 738 amino acids. Gene Ontology annotation, cellular component: cytosol; membrane; intracellular membrane-bounded organelle. The record is from RefSeq and is a predicted model, not a curated record. Lineage: Eukaryota; Metazoa; Chordata; Actinopteri; Esociformes; Esocidae.